CGCAUUUAUUUACUAGACGCGCAGGUUGGCGCUGCCCGCUUCCCCGCAGCCGUCGGAAGGGGUCUGGGAGAUGGGAAGCGCGGAGUCGCGGUUUCGAGCGGAGGCUGCUGAGGCGGCAGCGGAGGGGGGCGGAGCGGUGGCCUGGGCCGCUUCCUCCUCCUCCUCCUCCUGGGCAGAGAGCGCGAGCGGGGCUGUGGUGGGGCUGGCUGCUCUCCGCCGUGCCCGCCAUGGGGAUCCGCAAGAAGAGCAACAAGAACCCGCCCGUGCUGAGCCAUGAGUUCGUUGUGCAGAACCACGCGGACAUCGUUUCCUGCAUGGCCAUGGUCUUCCUGCUGGGGCUCAUGUUCGAGGUUACAGCAAAAGCAGCUGUUGUCUUUGUUACACUUCAAUACAAUGUUACUAUUCCUGCCACAGAAGAACAGCCUAUGGAAACAGCCACACUCUAUCACUAUGGCAUCAAAGACCUGGCUACGGUUUUCUUCUACAUGCUGGUAGCAAUAAUUAUACAUGCUGUUAUUCAAGAAUAUGUGUUAGAUAAAAUUAACAAGCGGAUGCACUUUUCCAAAACAAAGCACAGCAAAUUCAAUGAAUCUGGACAACUCAGUGCAUUUUACCUUUUCUCCAGUGUUUGGGGAACCAGCAUUCUUCUGUCUGAGAACUAUGUAUCUGAUCCAACCUCACUCUGGAGAGACUACCCACAUACAUCAAUGCCGUUUCAAAUGAAGUUUUUCUACAUUUCACAAUUGGCAUACUGGUUCCAUGCUUUUCCAGAAAUGUACUUCCAGAAGACAAAAAAAGAGGACAUUCCUCGCCAGCUUGUUUAUAUUGGGCUUUAUCUUUUCCAUAUCUCCGGAGCUUAUUUGUUAAAUUUAACCCAUCUUGGGCUGGUUCUCCUUGUGUUGCAUUACUUUGUGGAAUUUCUCUUCCACAUCUCUAGGCUGUUUUACUUCAGUGAUGACAAGUACCAAAAAGGAUUUUCACUUUGGGCAAUUCUAUUUGUGUUGGGAAGACUUUUGACCUUGAUUCUUUCUGUCCUUACCGUUGGAUUUGGCCUUGCUAGAGCAGAGAAUCAGACAUUGGAUGUUAGUACUGGAAACUUCAAUGUGCUGCCAAUCAGAAUCAGCGUGUUGGCCUCUAUCUGUUUAACUCAGGCCUUUAUGAUGUGGAAGUUCAUUAAUUUUCAGCUAAGAAGGUGGAGAGAACAUUCCUCCCCUCCCCAACCAGUAAAAAAGAAGUUUGUGGCAACUAAAGGCAAGCCAUCCAAAAAAGAAAGAGAAAAUGGAAUAAAUGGAACGUUAACCUCAAAUGGUGCAGACUCGCCUCGUAGCAGGAAAGAAAAAUCCUCUUAAAACAGGACUUUAUUAAGUUAAUUGACUAAUAUCCCCAAAGAGAACUGCUUUUUACAAGUUGGAAAGUCCUUCAGCACCUGAGUUCUUACUGUUGACAAAUAAAAAUUAAUUUUUUAUUAUGGCUACCAUAAUGGUUUUUGUGCAACUUUUAAAAACAUUUUAACUGAAAAAGGGGCCGCAUUACUUUUGCUAUCUUAAAAAAAAUGUUUUUGAGUAUUAAUCAAAAUUCACUUGCCAAAAAACAGUAAGUCUCUCAUUCCUUCCAGCUUUACAAUUGUGAUGUAGCCUAUUCCAAAACUGUUUUGAAGUUUGUUUGAGAAUUUGACAUUUAAAGUAAUACCAUAUCUGUUUUUAGAUAUUUUCUAAUGCUUCAGUGUAUAUUAUGAUUUUACAGUUCAGAACAGAAUUUGUAAAGCACCAAAAUAAUCAUUACUUUGUAAGUAAUAUCUACAGCGGUUCAAGAAAUUCCUUUAUUAAAACACAGUUAAGACUGACUGAAAUGUUCCUCUGUGUGUGUGUGAGAGAGAGAAAGAGAGAGAUCAAAGUUUUUGUGGUAUAGGGCAUCCUACCAUGAGAACCAGUUUAUAUCUUAAAAAACAUACUGAGUUGCUCCUACAGCCGUUUUUAAUUUGGCAUGGUAACUUCUUCUUGUCCUUUUUGGUUUUCUUCCACCUGAUUUUUCUGGCUCUCGGCUAUCUUGAUGUAGCCAGUGAGAGCUGGAUUCCUUGAACCAUGAUGUCUUUAGAACAGCAUACAAUUAGCAGCAGCACAUAAAACACCCAAGUGUGUAUUGCAAGCCCUGGCUGAAUGGCCCAGGCUAGCCCUCUCUCACCAGAUCACAAAAGCCAAGUAUGGUUGGCUCUGGUCAGUAUUUGGAUGGGAGGACCACCAAGGAAGGCCAGGGUUGCUAUGAAGAGGCAGGCAAUUGGCAAACUACCUCUGAAUGUCCUUGAUUUUGAAACCCCUACAGAGUUGCCAUGAGUCAGCUGUGACUUGAUGGUGCUUUCUAGCGCCAUAUAUUAAAAGAGGUAGUUGUGAAAAGUUGAUGGUACUAAAAAUACAGUGCUGCUUGAUAAAGAUCCCCCAGUGCAAGCAGAGUUUAGACUGCUGUUACAGCCGCUGGGGGGAAGCAUACUUUUUCAUGUCUACUGCCAUCCAUCUCUUUCCCAGUCCAAUGACAGGAAGCAUUGCCUGGGAUUUAUCUCUAAAUAUUGGUAUUUCUGUGGUGGAUAGCGAUUUGUCUUGACUACAAAAAGCAUCUGACUACAAGAUGCAUAAAGAGAAUGGUUUGAAAACAAUAAUUUAGAAUAACUGAUUGUGAAUUGUAUAUUGUUUUUUCAUCAUCAAAAUAUCAGUGGGAUAAACCUCAGUAAGAAUAUCAUUUGAGGAUUAUCUUGCUUUAAUUACACUAUAUGUGAAUAUGUACCAGGUAGAAUUCUUAACAGAUAGAAGCUGUUAGAGCACCAAAUAAUCAGUACUGAGGAAUAACAAAUGGCUUGGCCUGACUAUAUCCUUCCAGUAAAUUUUAGCAAGUGCCAGAUAAUUGCUUCAGAGUGGAGGCUGAGUGUAGUCCUUCCACAGGAUGUUGCCAUGUAUAGGAGGGAAGCGUUCUCUGAAGGGCCACUACAGUUCCCCAGCUUAGCUAAUUUACUUUAUUCACACAGAUAGCACUUAAGUGGAGCAGGAACAAGUAAUGGUACUAUAAUGGGGGUUUCAUAGCAAGCCUUGAUCAUCUGACCCAGAUCUCUGGGUAUUGCUGUGUUAGGGAGAAGAGCAGCUCAGAGCAGUUUUCACCUCUGAUCUUUGAGAAGGGAACAAGGCCCAGCCUUUUCCACAUGUCCUUUACUUGGUUUUAAAAGUGAUAUAACAAUAAGAGUCAGAGCAUUUAAUAGCACCCACCGCCAUACAGUCGAAACAAGAUCUUUCUUAUAUAUAAAAUUAAAAGUAAGACAUUCUUCUUAGGGAUAUAGUGUCUUGUAUGGUCUAUUUGUGCAGGAAGAUCCAGCAUCAGGCAUGCCAAAGGAGCCACACAGACCAUGUAAGGGAUUAGAAUGUGAAUGACUUACAAAAUUACUAUUCUUUUCUCACCUUCCCCUGGCAAUAGAUUUGGUAAAUUAAUGUUCUGUCCCUAUGAAGUGACUGCCACUGCCACUCCCUUUCUUGAGCAUACAUUCCAAACACUCAGUGAACCCAGUAUAUUCAGGCUUCUCACAGCCGCCUUGUCUGCAUCCUUUGGCACUAGUAUGUUCAUAUCUGAAGGCCCUUAAGACAAUAAUUUAUGGCACUCUGGACUAGGAGUGUGGUGUUUGAAUGUUUUCCUAGCUGGAACAACUGGAUUACUUUGUUCAGUUGUGUUUCAUGCAAAGCUUUUAUUAAUUUUAGCUUUUUUUCAGCCUAAAGCAGAGAUCUAUAAAAUUCAAACCUGGCGAAAUGGUUCCAAUAAAAUAUAAUGGCAAAGGUAUACAUUUUAUUUCUACAAAUGAGAUCGUGCCUGAUUAAAUUUCUGGAAGGAUUUUUUCAAGAUGUAUUGGGAAUAACAAGAGUGUGUACAUUUCUAAUAAAUUCUUAAUAAAACAA
This is a messenger RNA of Eublepharis macularius, 3926 nucleotides long. It is a transcript of the gene TRAM1, whose product is annotated as translocation associated membrane protein 1. Bases 228 to 1349 code for a protein of 373 amino acids. NCBI's taxonomy places the organism in Eukaryota, Metazoa, Chordata, Lepidosauria, Squamata, Eublepharidae. Gene Ontology annotation, cellular component: endoplasmic reticulum membrane. The transcript has 11 exons. The record is from RefSeq and is a predicted model, not a curated record. Gene Ontology annotation, biological process: SRP-dependent cotranslational protein targeting to membrane, translocation; protein insertion into ER membrane.